AUGGUGAAAGAAGGGAUAUUUCCGGAACCAGCAAAGAAGAAACGUCCCAAACCGGAAGCUUCCAAGGAGAAUCGGCAUGUGAACUACCACUUGGGCUUGCGGGAGGAGUGUGAGAAGCGGCUUGGUACAGGUGCCAUGGAGGUCUACGAGCAGCUCAAUCGAACGUUUGAGCACAUGUCUCUAGCUGCCAACAUGGGUGGCAAAAUGCUGGCACUCGGCCCUGGCAUCGUGUCAUCCUCCUUGCAUCGCCUUGAUCAGCUGCGAAAGUACCGGAAACCUUUAUAUUUGCCGCAUCCUUUGCAGCAACGGCCCGAGAAAGCGGAGCGGCUCAAUGAGCAGGUCCUCUUGGAGCUCUUCACGCGACCCGGCGAGGGGGUCAGACCGGUGGAAGACGGACGUGACGUGGAAGACGGACACGAGGGG
Molecule: messenger RNA, 423 nt
Organism: Durusdinium trenchii
Lineage: Eukaryota; Dinophyceae; Suessiales; Symbiodiniaceae
Source: the annotation of a GenBank genome assembly